AUGGAAACCACAGCUACCGGCGUGGUCCAAUACGGGCCCGAAUAUUCGGCCUACAAAUGGGAUCGUUUCAAUGCGGACCCGUGGGCGAAUAUGACCGUAGUUGAUAAGGUCCCGCCGGAAAUUCUGCACAUGGUAGAUGUCCACUGGUACCAGUUUCCUCCAAUGAAUCCUAUGUGGCAUAGUAUACUAGGUUUUGUUAUUGGUCUCCUCGGCAUAAUAUCAUUUAUAGGAAAUGGAAUGGUUAUAUACAUUUUUACUAGCACUAAGCAGCUGCGAACUCCUUCAAAUCUAUUAGUGAUCAAUUUGGCUGUGUCCGACUUUCUGAUGAUGUUCUGGAUGUCACCACCGAUGGUUAUAAAUUGUUACUACGAAACUUGGAUACUAGGGCCCCUAAUGUGCGAACUUUACGGUAUGUUUGGAUCGCUCUGUGGAUGUGUUUCAAUUUGGACAAUGACUAUGAUCGCUUUUGAUCGAUAUAAUGUUAUAGUAAAAGGUCUUGCCGCCAAACCAUUGACGAAUAAAGGGGCAGUUUUGCGGAUCCUAUUAGUUUGGAUAUCUUCUGGUCUAUGGGGAAUUGCACCUUUCUUUGGUUGGAACAGGUAUGUUCCCGAAGGCAAUAUGACAGCUUGUGGAACUGAUUACUUGAAUAAAGACUGGUUUAGCAGAUCAUAUAUUUUAGUGUACUCGGUUUUUGUAUAUUACUUACCUCUAUUUUGUAUUAUAUAUUCCUACUUCUUUAUAGUGCGAGCAGUUGCUGAACACGAAAAAAGCAUGAGAGAACAAGCUAAGAAGAUGAAAGUAGCUUCUCUUCGAUCUUCCGGAUCUGGUGCAGGCGCUAGCGACAAAAGUGCAGAAUUUAAAUUGGCCAAGGUUGCUCUCAUGACUAUUGCGCUUUGGUUCUUUGCAUGGACACCAUACUUGGUAAUCAACUAUACUGGAAUUUUUGAAACUUUUACAAUCAGCCCAUUGGCAACGAUUUGGGGCUCCUUAUUUGCUAAAGCAAACGCUGUCUACAAUCCGAUAGUUUAUGGAAUCAGCCAUCCUAAAUAUAGAGCAGCUCUAUUCAAGAAAUUCCCGUCAUUAAUGUGUGCUCCAGAACCACAACCAGAAGUCGAUCUACAAUCACUAGCUUCCGGAGUAACAGCUGUUUCGGAAUAAUUCUUUGCU
Ctenocephalides felis (cat flea) is the source of this 1167-nucleotide messenger RNA. Its product is annotated as rhodopsin-like. The record is from RefSeq and is a predicted model, not a curated record. Gene Ontology annotation, biological process: G protein-coupled receptor signaling pathway; visual perception; phototransduction. Gene Ontology annotation, cellular component: membrane. Lineage: Eukaryota; Metazoa; Arthropoda; Insecta; Siphonaptera; Pulicidae. The transcript has 8 exons. Gene Ontology annotation, molecular function: G protein-coupled receptor activity. The coding region runs from base 1 to 1158 and encodes 385 amino acids.